AUGGCUUCCAUAGUAAGCGCCCGAUCACAGGCCGAGAAGGACGCCGAGGGCUUUGCGAACGCGAUCGACGUCAAGCCUGACGUGAAGCGCAUGAAGCCCGACCCUGGCGGAGCGCCCCAGCGGAGCGCGCCAGACGGCCAGCCCUUCCCUGGCACCACCGAGCUGUCUGCCGACCUCUCGUUCGGCGAGCCGCGGCCCUUCAAGUUUGGCAGCGAGACGGACUCGCCGCGCCGCGCUGGGCACGUCAUCUUCAAGCUCUCGUCGCCCGUCCCGGCCUCGGGCUACGACCGCCACCACGGGCAGAGCCACGUGAAGCUUGGUACGGGCUACGAGAUCAGCGGUCUGGCCAAGGUGCAGGCGGCCCUGCCGUGGGAGGUCAAGGUGGAGGACGGGACGAGAGGCCUCGAGCUCAAGGACAGCGUGCAGCGGCUCUGCGACCCGCUCAACACGUGCACGCCCGGCCGCGGCAAGCACCGGCCGUGCCGCCCGUACCGCUGCGUCUGCCCGGCUCCGCUCCUGCACGUCGAGUGGCAGCCACCGCUGCCGUGGAGCCUGCGCCGCGGCCAGCCUCCCGUCUGCGUGCGGCUCGACGUGUGGCUCCAGCCCGACAUCUUCGACAUGCGCAUCUCUGCCUGGGGCUCGCAGCGCUCCUGCUUCUUUGACGUCUGGCAGCUGAUGGACAGGAUUAGCGCUGGCUACCCGGAGAUGGAGCAGCCGGACGGGCUGAAGCUGACGCUCUUCCAGUUCCAGCGGCAGUCGCUGCAGUGGAUGUACGACCGCGAGACGGACGUCGGCGGCCUCAACGCUCUCUUCUGGGAGGAGCGCCCCUCCGACGCGGGCGGCGUCGACCGCAGCGGCGCGCCCGCCGACCACCGCUUCUACUACAACCCGAUGGCGGGGGAGCUGAGGUCCGAGCCGCUGCCGGUCGUCUCCGGCGGCUUCCUCUGCGAGGAGAUGGGCCUCGGCAAGACGUGGCGGCGCGAGAUUGCAAAGUGCAGCGGCGACACGCUCAAGGUGCUCACCUUCCACGGUGCCGACCGCACGCAAGACGCGGCCGACUUUCUCGACCAGCAAGACGGGAGGGCGGGCCCGGACGUGGUGCUGACGACCUACGAGAUGCUCUCCCUCGAGGCUCGCCCAGGGGCGCCGAAGACGCUGCGCCGCGUGCACUGGUGGCGAGUGGUGCUCGACGAGAGUCAGAGGCUGCCUCGGCCGGCCGGCGUGAGCGGCUCGUCGGCGUUCGCCGCCAUCGCGCGCGAGUGCGCCGAGCUGUCGCGCACGCACAGCUGGCUCAUGUCGGGCACGCCGGCCGGCUCGGUGGUGGAUGACCUGCUCGGCCAGCUGAUCUUCCUCGGGGUCGAGCCGUACUGCAAUCGCGGGGCGGACGGCGACGCCUUCUGGGAGCGCGAGAUCUCGAGCCGCUGGAGGGAGAGGAGCGCCGACGCCCUCGAGGUGGUGCACGAUUUGCUCGGCCAGAUCAUGAUGCGGCACUCGAAGGCGCAGAGCUUCCAAGGCACGGGCGAGAUCGUGACGCUGCCGCCCAAGAGCGAGGAGACCGUCCUCGUGCCCCUCUCGGACGCGUCCGAGCGAGUCGUCUACGGCGAGCUGGAGCGGCUCUGCCAGCAGGCCAUUGCGCGCGGCCAGCAGGCGCUGCGCGGAGGCAGUCAGGCGCUCGGCACGCGCGAGCUGCAGCUCGCGAUGCUGGACGACGCCGCGCUGCCCCUCCCCUCACAGCUGUCGCGCUGCGGCUUCUGCAAGGCGCCGCUCGGAGGCGCGGGCGCGGCCGACGUGCUGCCGGCAGGGGACGCGCUCUUCACGCGCUGCUGCCACCUCUUCUGCCCUCGCUGCGUCGCCGGGCGCGGCGCCAACAACAACUGCCCCGAGUGCUCGGCCCCGAAUGCGCUGCUGACGGCGGACUGCCUCGUCUUACCGCUCGACUCCGCGCCCGCUGUUUCCGCCGCCGCGAGCUCGAGCGACCCGGCGCCGCCGCCGUUUGAGUGGGACACGCCGGCGCUGCCUCCCGCCUCCAAGCUCGACGGGCUACGGGUGUGGGUGUGCGACGGCGCGGUGGGCGGCAAGUGCCCCGACGGCGGCUUCUCGCAGCGCCCGACGCCACACGCGAUCGACGGGCUUCACUUUUGCUCGAUGCCGUGCGCCGAGAGGCGCUUCAAGGCGGCGCUGGUCUCGAGGGACCACGGCGGCAGCGCGUACGUGGCGAAGCCGGGCGAGGCGCAGCUCGGCUGGGCGGGCACGCAGGGCCUGCUCGCCGGCAAGACCUUCUGCCGCUGCCCUGGCAUGUCGGCAAACGCUGCAGCAGUCAAGGCGCUGCGCAAGGCGCGCGAGGAGACGCCGGAAGAGGAGGCGUGGGAAGGGUUGCGGCUCUACGGGCAGGGCACGACCACAAAGCUGGUCGCUGACCCGCGCGUGGCGCGACUGCCCGACUUCCCCUCCGACGCGCCGCGGCACGCCUUCGAGACGCACCUCGAUGCGGCGGGCGGCCAGCGCCUCUACGGCAUGCAUUGGCCGCUGCAGCUCGGCAGCAAGCUGACCGCCGUGAUGCGCGAGCUGCGCGCGCUCAGCGCGGCGCGGGCGGCGAAGCCCGCCAGCCGGAAGCGAGCCGUCUCGAACCGCGGCGGCGGCGGCGGCACCGCCACAAAGGACUCCAAGGCGGUCCUCUUCUCGAGCUCCGAGGCGGUCCUCGACGUGCUGAGCGCGCAGUGCCGGCAGGAGUUUGGCGACGGCGCACUCUCGCGCAUCGUCGGCUCGUCGACGCACGAGGAGCGCACCGAGGCGCUCGACAGGUUUGGCACGCAGGCCGCCUGCUUCCUGCUGCUGCUGCCCGUGCGCGCGUGCGCGUCCGGCCUCACGCUCACCGUCGCCGACCACUGCUUCCUCAUCGAGCUGCAGGGCAACGGCGGCCAGGAGCUGCAGCUGAUCAACCGGGUCUAUCGCAUCGGCCAGAGCCGGCCGGUGACGGUCAAGAAGUUUGUGGCGGCGGACACCAUCGAGGAGCGGAUGCUCGAGCUGCGCAAGCGCUCGCGCGGGCUUCUCGCGGCGCGAGAGCAGCCCGCCGCGGCGGAGACGGCCGCAGAGGCGGACGCGGCCGCCGUGUCGGCGCUCCCGUCUGGGGAGGAGGCCGGCAAGGGCGCGCACAAGAGCGCAAACGCCGAGGCGCAGACGGAGAGGUUUGAGGACUUGCGCUUCCUGUACGGGGGCGCGCGGGCACGGGGCUGA
Emiliania huxleyi CCMP1516 is the source of this 3234-nucleotide messenger RNA. RefSeq lists its product as hypothetical. The transcript is spliced from 6 exons. The coding region runs from base 1 to 3234 and encodes 1077 amino acids. Gene Ontology annotation, molecular function: ATP binding; ATP-dependent chromatin remodeler activity. The record is from RefSeq and is a predicted model, not a curated record. Lineage: Eukaryota; Haptophyta; Isochrysidales; Noelaerhabdaceae.